This is a messenger RNA of Baudoinia panamericana UAMH 10762, 2169 nucleotides long. RefSeq lists its product as uncharacterized. The record is from RefSeq and is a predicted model, not a curated record. NCBI's taxonomy places the organism in Eukaryota, Fungi, Ascomycota, Dothideomycetes, Mycosphaerellales, Teratosphaeriaceae. Gene Ontology annotation, biological process: negative regulation of transcription by RNA polymerase II; anatomical structure morphogenesis; cell differentiation. Gene Ontology annotation, molecular function: DNA-binding transcription factor activity, RNA polymerase II-specific; RNA polymerase II cis-regulatory region sequence-specific DNA binding. Bases 1 to 2169 code for a protein of 722 amino acids. The transcript is spliced from 2 exons.
AUGUCAGACGGGAACGGGAGCGAGCAAGGUGCCUUGGACAAAGCUCAGCACCAGGAUUCACAUGAGAGCAAUAGUAACGAGCCUGGUCCCAGUCGACGUACUUCUUCGACCGUGUCGACCAGAUCACAGCGUCGCUCUCCGAACAAACCCGGUGGCAACAAGACGCCACUAACACCUGAAGAGAGCCCGCCUUUCAAGGUCGCGAAGAAACGCACAGCAGGCGUUAUCGACGGCGAAGACGAGGCGUCCGAGGAUACCAGCGCAACCCCUACGCACAGUAGAGGCAGCAGCGGAGAGGCAACGCACGUUUGCAUCUGCCAGCCGGAUCCGAGGAUUCCCAGGCCUCGUAACGCCUUCAUUCUCUACCGCCAGCAUCAUCAGGCUCAAGUUGCGUCUCAGCACCCAGGUCUUGCUAACCCAGAGAUCUCCAAGAUCAUCGGUGAGCAGUGGCAGAGUCAGCUACCCGAGGUGAAAAACAGGUGGAAAGGCCUCGCCGAAGAAGAAAAGCUCCGGCAUCAGCAACAGUAUCCGACAUAUCGGUAUCAACCGAAACGCAACGGCCGUCGCAACAGCAUCUCGUCUGACCCAGCCACAGGCGAGAAGCCAAAGUGUGCCAAGUGUGGUGGUCGAAACAUCCUCUCAGCACCGUCUCCAUUCGCACAGACGCAAGUGGACAUUGCAAGCCCGUCAUCUCUCACUCUGGCUUCCGCCAGCACACCUAUCUCACGGACACUGCCCGUGUUGAAGGAUUUGAACCUGCAGUCACCUGCAACCCAAGGUAUGGGUAGGGCCUUCCCGGGCAGCAGUAUGUCGCCCACACACAAUGGUCGUCACGAAGAUCGCGACGAUCUCGGACCGUUGAAUUCAGACGUCAAGCGUCGUAGAUACAACGGCGAGCACCCACAGUCAGUCACUCGUGUCAUCCCGCCGCGAUAUGGCCUUCCACCACCACCGCCUUCGAUCCACCCGGUUGGCCCAGGUACGCCUUUUCCGUUCAGACCAGCAGGAGUGCCUCCGCACCCGUUCGCAUCGCCGACUACGCAUGUGCACAGAGAGAGCUUGCCAGGUCUUCGAGGUGUCGUUAACGUACCCGGCCCAAUGGCAGCUCCGCCAAGGCCAGGCAUUGGCUAUCAGCAGCAUCGCAUGUCGCAGGGCCUUGUUGGGCCGGAUCGCUCGCUUACAUUGCCACCACUCCAAACCGGCAGUAUCACGGGCGCGUCCGGAGCAGCUAAUGACAAUCUGGAGAAGACAGCCGAAGAGCAGAUUAUGGCUAUGUCUUUCCGGUACAAAGUCAAGGUGCUCAGUCAAGUCGCGCCUCCCGCGCCCGUCAAUGGCACAUCUCGUGGUGCGCUCAUUGCAGUCGAAGGUGACGACCGGCAGGCAGUUGCGGAACUUGGCAAAUGGUUGCAUGAGGAGCUGAAGAAGGGAGUCGACCUCGCGGUGACAUUGUUCGACAGUCCAGACAUCUCUGCCGAUGACAGGGAGAAGGAGCCAAUGCGACAGUGUCACCUACUCGCCGCCGCAUGGCUCUUGAAAAGUGACGACAUCUUGGCCGCCAUCAGUCACAAAUCGCCCGCCGCCUUAACGGAUUCAGUCAUGCAGGACGUCACGGCCGCCGCAGACCAAGCCACCGUGGUGCAUAAGCUGUUCGAAUACCGCGACGACAGCGAGGAAGUCGUGGGUAAGGCAGUCAACGAGGAAGCCGGCGAUAGCGAUAAGGAGCAGAGUGCCCCAGACGAGCUAAUGGAUGUUGGUAAGACGCCAAUGACAAGCAAGCCGGCGACCGUCAACAUGGCCGCAGACCCUAACGUCCCAGCGAAGCUAGUCGGGCUUGUCGCAAACUACUCCCUGCACGCUAGCAAUGUUUUGGCCUGUCGCAUACCUAUUGGCCCGCACGACCCAUACUCACCCAGCGAUCACUGGCAGUGGACAGCCACUCAGUGGCGUGGCAUCAUUGGACCCGACCUCACGAUCUAUCUGCGGGACGCUGUGGUAGGAGACAAUGGCAAAGCCACCGUCGAAAUCUUGGAGGAGGGCAAUCUGUUCGUGGCCAAACGUACCCACCUCGAAGGCGGGAAGGGUUUGGAGCUGGAAGCAAGCGUGCUGCGAAGGCUCGGGUUCGAAGUAGGUGAGUGGGUGCGCGGUUUUGGUGCAGCUAAGAGUGCUUGA